AGGGAGGGGGGGGGGGGGAAAGCAAAGCACUGGAUCCUUUGUAAAUGAGAAAUGGAAAGUUUGGGGUCAUUGGACAAGCAGUUGGAGAAGCAUGCCCGCCCGGUGGAUUAUUUGCACCAGAGGUACGCGAGUAGUUGCGAGAAUACUUUCAACUCGUGGAAUGAUUACUUGGGUCUGACCACAUUGGUGAGCAAAGCUGUCAACCAGGCGGGCCAGAGCGGGCUCCACCCGGGCAGCGAGCUGAGCCUUCAGUCCCGGGCACCCUACCUCGCCCGGUCCCUGGAACUGAGUCACCUGCCUCUGUGCUCCCACCACGGCGACCUGCUGGGCUCCGACCUGGAGGAGAGGUUCGCCGAGUUCAACCCUUUCUCUCCUGGAUCCAGCCCGCUCUUGGCUUACACGGGGGGAGGCGAGGAGGAGCAGCAGCAACUACUGCUACAACAACAACGGCACCAUCAGCCAAGGCACCAGCACCGCCUGGACCGGGAGCAGGUGGGCUGGAACCGAGUGGACGUGAUCAUGAUGGACGACAAAAGCCACCUACAGCUCCCUCACUCUCAUCACCACAACAACCAGCAUCACCACCACCACCACCACCAGGCAGCUGGUCACCACCAGCGAGGCGCCAGGGCCAAGCCGGAGCUGCAGAUAUGCGUGUUCUGCAGGAACAACAACGAGUCUGUCACCCUCUACACCACCCACAUCCUCAAAAGUCCCGAUGGGAGAGUACUGUGCCCCAUCCUGAGAAGGUACACAUGCCCCCUGUGCGGUGCCAACGGCGACAACGCGCACACCAUCAAGUAUUGCCCACUCUCCAAGCUCCAGCCCACCAUCCCCAAACUGAAGACCAGAAACUGCAUUGGCAAGAGGGUCCGUUAAUAAGGAGCCCACCAAGGCAGCGUGAGUCGAAUUAAGUUCGUGCCCUGAGCAAAGCUUCGUAGACUAAUAUGUGGACUUGUAUUAAGACUAUUUUGAGUACGGGAUAAACGUUUUAUAGUGACUGAAUGUAUACUCUUUUUGUCUAAAUUUGUUUACAAUCGAAUAUUUCUGGUGGAAAAUCCGAGACCAGAAAUCUACCUCAGUUAUAUAAAUAUAGAGUUUAUGGAAAUGAGAGAUCGCCAUAAUCAAUUUUUUUGUUUUUAAAUCCGCUAUGUGCAUUUCGUUUUCAGAAAAAAAAAUAAGGUAACUGGAACAGUGAUAUAUUGUAGAUGUAUUUUGAUUUAAUUAAAAAGUAGCAAAUGUUACAUUCGAAAGUGAAAUGUAAAACAGAUUUAAAGAUUACUAAUAAGUAACUGUGUUAACAGUACGGGAGCCAAUAAAUUUUCACGUUUUA
Messenger RNA from Leucoraja erinaceus (little skate), 1333 nucleotides. RefSeq names its product nanos homolog 1-like. Lineage: Eukaryota; Metazoa; Chordata; Chondrichthyes; Rajiformes; Rajidae. The record is from RefSeq and is a predicted model, not a curated record. Gene Ontology annotation, cellular component: perinuclear region of cytoplasm. Gene Ontology annotation, biological process: oogenesis; negative regulation of translation. The coding region runs from base 52 to 879 and encodes 275 amino acids. The transcript has a single exon. Gene Ontology annotation, molecular function: zinc ion binding; mRNA binding.